This is a messenger RNA of Suillus discolor, 1125 nucleotides long. RefSeq lists its product as uncharacterized. The coding region runs from base 588 to 950 and encodes 120 amino acids. NCBI's taxonomy places the organism in Eukaryota, Fungi, Basidiomycota, Agaricomycetes, Boletales, Suillaceae. The transcript is spliced from 4 exons. The record is from RefSeq and is a predicted model, not a curated record.
AAUUUUUUGUCUUUGAGAGUGUAACUCUAUGUAAGACAGUACUAUCUAGUCUUGGGGGCCCCUGUGCCCCCCCGCACCUCUAGAUUCAUGAAUGCCCCGGUGUGAGGCUUGCCUCCACCGGUCCGCCGUUCCUGCCGCGCGUUUUAGACAUGCAAUCUUUCGAAGGGAAGGUGACUUUAUAAGUAUCGCGCAAUGGAAUAACUGAGUAGGUAAGGUUUUACUGGACGCGUUCUCGGCCGCGAGUGCGACUGGUAUAGGAAUCGGGUUGAGUGCAAAUUACGUAGUAGAGUGGUUUCUCAGGUGGUGGAGAGACCGAUUCUGUUGGAUUUGACUGAUUUCAAUGGAGGCCUUGAUUCCGUAUAGGCGAGUGAAUAUGAUUGGUUUGUGAGAUUAUAGAGUUGAUAGCGAAUUAUUUGGUUUGUAGCGUGGAGAUGUCGGGAAGGAGGAUGGUGGUGUCGUAUUAUGGGGAUGGGGUAGCGUAUGGUGUUAGACGGGCAGUGUUGCUGGCAUUAUGUGCGUUCAUGUGCGGGUAGGAUGAUCUGUGACUGAAGUAGUGUCGCGUCUGUCAGUUCGAACGUUUCGAUAACAUGGAUACUUCACCGAAUGUGGUUUUCAUUCUGCCAGUUGCGUUAAUGUAUCCUUUUUCGUCCGUCUCUUCGUUCCCUUACCACGCCAAAGCCUGGAAAGCACUGUUCCCGAAUCCCGACCAACUUUCAUUUCAGGGUCCGGGGGGUCCUUCGUAUAAUCCGCCAGUAAUCAAAAGGUCUUUGGUGAGGAACCACGCAAGCGACCUUCCCCAGCUGCGACUGAGAUUCCCCAGCGCCAGCGCCCAAACGCUUUUACCCUCGCAUAUUCAUGGUUCCCCUCCAAAAAGUCUUGUGUCGCAGUUCCACUUGCACAUUGCGCCGUUGAACGAAUCAUUCGAUGUUUUCGUGCUUGUCACUACUUGAAGACAAAAUCCCAGAUAUUAUUCUCGUCAAAUUGGUGUCACAACCGCCAGUGGAUUUCUUGUUGCGCCGAGAUGGCCCUUUCCUAAGGUCAGCUUUGCCCGUGGAUUUACUAGCUUGUCACAGUUCGGUAUUUGUAUGUUGUGACCGCGUCGAUAGCUAUGGGGAACAAUUCAUC